This is a messenger RNA of Hevea brasiliensis (rubber tree), 1115 nucleotides long. Its product is annotated as transcription factor MYB1. The transcript is spliced from 3 exons. NCBI's taxonomy places the organism in Eukaryota, Viridiplantae, Streptophyta, Magnoliopsida, Malpighiales, Euphorbiaceae. The record is from RefSeq and is a predicted model, not a curated record. Bases 107 to 994 code for a protein of 295 amino acids.
UGACGAUGUGUUUAUAAGAAGAUUGGUUUCCAGUUUCCACAGACAUAAUCAUGCAUGCCGGGGCUCCCAAGCAGAGGGAAACAAAGAGAUAUAGGAGAGUAAAGAAAUGGGAAGGAAACCAUGUUGUGUCAAAGAAGAAGUGAACAGAGGAAUAUGGUCUGCUUGGGAAGAUAAACUUCUCAUUAGCUACAUUAAAGUCCAUGGAGAAGGCAAGUGGACGGAUCUUCCUCGAAGAGCUGGGUUGAAGCGAUGUGGAAAGAGUUGCAGACUUCGGUGGUUGAACUAUCUCAGGCCAGACAUUAAGAGAGGUAGUUUUUCUGCAGAUGAAGACGAGCUUAUUAUCAGACUUCACAAGCUCCUCGGAAACAGGUGGUCACUCAUUGCUGGAAGGUUACCGGGUAGAACAGACAAUGAUAUCAAGAAUUAUUGGAACACCUAUUUAAGAAAGAAAGUCGAAGAAAAGAAGAUUAAUGGUACUUCAGCUUCCAAGAAACAAGCGAACGAUUUCAAAGGAAGAAAACCCAUGCACAAUCAAUCACAAUUGUACUUGAAUAAUCCUCCAGCAGCUACAUCAUCACACCGAGUUAUUCGAACCAAAGCCGUACGAUGCAGCAAGGUUAUCGUCGUUCCUGAACCACUAUGUUAUAAUAAUAAUAAUGAUGAUGAGGCAGCUGAGAAGAAAAUGGAGAGCGAGAGGCCUUGUUCUUCUUCAUCAGCAAUAUUACACGAAGACAAAUGUUUGGAUUUUGACAUUAACGACUUUCUUUCAAUGGAGACGCCAAACUCAUCUGUGUUGGACCAAUCCCGAGAGAUUAAUGGUUGGCAUGGAACAACGGAGGAUGGAAAAUGUUGGGAUUUUCCAGUUUCAUCAGCAGUCGAAGCCGAGCUCGAUGUUUUGAUGGGCAAUAGCAAUGACGAUGCAAACCUUUUUCAACCAUCUGAUGCAUUGGAUCUCAAGAGCAUAUCAAAUUUUCUAGGUUUAGAGGACGAUUAAUUGCAUUAUUGUUUGAGAAUAAAUGUUCUAUGCAUCAGUGCAUGGCUUGCCUACUUUGCCUGUAGCUCUCAAUAACUAAAUUAACAAUUAAGUUAUGGAUAAGUUAUAUAUGUGUGCAUUG